Uranotaenia lowii is the source of this 2061-nucleotide messenger RNA. RefSeq names its product transmembrane protein 161B (gene emei). The record is from RefSeq and is a predicted model, not a curated record. Bases 178 to 1686 code for a protein of 502 amino acids. The transcript is spliced from 7 exons. Lineage: Eukaryota; Metazoa; Arthropoda; Insecta; Diptera; Culicidae.
UGUAGAGGUUCCGCACAAGUGCUAAGUGGCUGAUGAUGAAAACUAAUUUAGUAAAAUAGUGACUAGUUUUAAAUGAAAAUUACGUAACUCCCGCAAGAAAUCGUUGAUUGAAGCAAGUGUCUGUCGUAUUUUGUUGUUGGUUACGUGUGGGCGUUCAAAUUGACACCUUAAACAGAAAUGGCCCUCCUGGGAGCACAGCUGGUCAUCACCCUGAUCAUGGUCAGCGUGAUCCAGAAGCUGAGUCCACAUUUUUCGCUCGCUCGAUGGAUUCUCUGCUCCACCGGAUUGACCCGGUAUCUGCAUCCCACGGACGAUGAGCUUCGUAAGCUUUCGGGAGUACCGCGGGAAAAGAACAAAUCCAAAAAGGACAAAAGAAAUGGGCACGUUGAGCAGGAGAAAACAACCACGACCUUCCAUGUACCGCGUAGCCUGGAUAUUGAACUGGAAACGACGAACAUCUCGCCGUUCGAUAUUGUGCACCUUCGAUAUUACACCGAGUAUCAGUGGCUGGUUGAUUUCAGUUUGUACGCCGCCAUUGUGUAUUCGCUUUCUGAGGCGUACCAUUUCUUUUUCCCCUUAAAGGAGGAGUUCAAUUUAAGUAUGGUAUGGUGUCUGCUAGUUGUGUUCUUUGCUUUCAAACUUCUCGCCUCUCUGACAAUUCAGUACUUCCAAAGCGAGGAAUCGAUCGGUGAACGGUCCACUUGCAUUGUGACCGGGCUGGUUUAUCUGCUGAUCGCCAUGAUGAUUCUGAUUGUGCCGGAAACCACCCUGGAGGUGGGAUUGGAUCGCGCCUACACCAGUUUCAAUGAGAGUGCGUCCAACUUCCUGGAGGCUCAAGGGCUGAAUUCUUCUGGACCAGCAUCGAAUAUUGUGGUCAAGUUUUUCAUUGCUGUCAGUUGUGGAAUACUCGGAGCUUUGUUCACUUUUCCGGGAUUGCGUAUGGCUCGAAUGCAUUGGGAUUCGCUCAAGUUCUGCCAGGAUCGUGUAUGGCUUAAGUUCAUCUUGAACCUUAGCUUUGCUAUGCCUUUCUUGUUGGUUUUACUCUGGAUUAAGCCUUUAACACGCGAUUAUUUGACGGUACGAGUUUUCUCCGGCAUGUCAGCUCCCAUCCUUUCAGCGGAGGCCUUCGAAACCAUACGCCUAGGGGCGGUCGUUUUUGCUGUGCUGCUUCGAUUUAUGCUGAUGCCAAUCUAUCUGCAAGCUUACCUUAAUCUUGCAUAUCAACGGGUUGAGGACCAGAAAAAAGAAGCCGGCCGUAUUACCAAUGUUGAUUUGCAAAAAAAAAUCAGUUCCAUUUUCUACUAUUUGUGUGUAGUAACUUUGCAAUACGUGGCACCAAUUUUGAUGUGUCUGUUUUUCACCCUGAUGUACAAAACGUUGGGAGACUAUACCUGGACGGGAUACCUGAAGGAAGCACUUCCGCUGGAUGAAUGCUCGGUCGAGGAGGAAGCGGUUCAACAAACAGUGGCGGCCGCCACUUCCGGAACGGAAACUGCGGAAGAAGACGAAGGCAACAUUCUGUCCACCGCUCAGACUAUCCAGCUAUCGUUGCAAAGCUUGAAAGCCGUGUUCACUAAAGAUGUGUACCGAGGGUUAUUCGGUUUCGCCACUUGGUGGAGUUGUUUCAUCUGGUUCGCGGCUACCUCACUAGGAAUGGUGUAUCAAUCGUACUUUACCAAAUCGUAAAAAGCUGUUUUUGGUAGUUUUUGUUCAUACUUUUACGUCCACUUUCGAUACUAGGAAUCUAAGAAAAAAGAUUGCAUUUACCACGAUUAAUGCAUUUUUCGUUAGAUAAUAUAUUUAAAUCCUAACAUCAUUUUGAACUACAUUUGGUCUCUUUCUGCUUCAGCACAAUACAUUUUGAUUUUGUCAGGUUCAUAAGUCAUUAACUUUAAAGAAUCGCGAUUAGUUUUCGUAGUCUAAGUCGAUCAUUUGCGUGUAAAACUAGACAUAAAUAACCAUGAGAAAGUGUGGCAGAUAGUUACAUAUAAAAGUUUUUGAAUUGUUUUUACACCAUCGGAAGAUUAUUCAAUACAGAUGGUACGAAAAUGUUUAUCUCGA